Sarcophilus harrisii (Tasmanian devil) is the source of this 669-nucleotide messenger RNA. RefSeq names its product fatty acid binding protein 2 (gene FABP2). The transcript is spliced from 4 exons. Gene Ontology annotation, cellular component: nucleus; cytosol. Lineage: Eukaryota; Metazoa; Chordata; Mammalia; Dasyuromorphia; Dasyuridae. The coding region runs from base 1 to 399 and encodes 132 amino acids. Gene Ontology annotation, molecular function: fatty acid binding. Gene Ontology annotation, biological process: fatty acid transport. The record is from RefSeq and is a predicted model, not a curated record.
AUGGCAUUUGAUGGGACUUGGAAGGUGGACCGCAAUGAGAACUAUGACCAGUUCAUGGAAAAAAUGGGCAUCAACAUGGUCAAAAGAAAGCUUGCAGCCCAUGACAACUUGAAGAUAACAAUUACCCAAACAGGAAAUAAGAUGACUGUCCAUGAAUCCAGCACAUUCCGAACUGUAGAUAUUGAGUUUGAGUUUGGAGUCAACUUUUCAUACAGCUUGGCUGAUGGAACAGAACUCAAUGGAUCUUGGAACUUGGAAGGAAACAAGCUUAUUGGCAAAUUCAAACGCGUGGAUAAUGGAAAUGAACUGAAUGCUGUCAGAGAAAUUGUUGGGGAUGAACUAGUUCAGACCUAUACAUACCAAGGUGUGGAAGCCAAGAGAAUCUUCAAAAGAGCUUGAAAGUCAUUCUGGCGAGCAUGAUCCAAAGCACUUCCAAAGUAGCUGGUUUUUGGUUUUAAUUUUUUUUUGCCCAUCAACUAUAAAAUUAUUGCUGGAUUCCCUUUCCUGUAUCCAUUGACUGUCCCCAUGAGAUGUUCAAUCUCACCAAAAGAAAAGAAGCAAAAGUCACUUUGUUUUGCAUACAUCUCUUACACUAUUAGAGUAUGCUAUUGUCACCAAGGAAACAUGUACCGUAUUUUUUAAAAAAGAAAAUAAAAGCGGCCAAAUUUC